UAGAGGUUAUUUUUUAUCCGUACUACUCCUCUCUCUUUUUACUCUCUUUCUGCACGCAAUGGCUGACAAACAAUCCGCUGUCCUUGAAGAAAUCAAAAAGAACAUCCAAUCGCUUCACGAGCGAUUCGAUGCUCUUGAGAAGAAGGUUGCCCAGGGUGUCCCCAAGGAGCAACUCCGCAUGGUUAUUAUGGGUCCUCCCGGUGCUGGCAAGGGUACCCAAGCUCCUGCCAUCAAGGACAAGUUCUGCGCUUGCCACUUGGCCACCGGUGACAUGCUCCGCGCCGCCGUUGCUGCCAAGACUCCUCUCGGUUUGGAGGCCAAGAAGGUCAUGGAUGCCGGAGGUCUUGUUUCCGACGAGAUUGUUGUCGGUAUGAUUGAGGAGAACUUGGAUAAGAACACCGAGUGCAAGAACGGUUUCAUCCUCGACGGUUUCCCCCGUACUGUCGUCCAGGCCGAAAAGUUGGAUGAUAUGUUGGAGAAGCGCAAGAAGCCCUUGAACUCGGUCGUUGAGCUGGUCAUCGACGAUAACUUGCUUGUCUCCCGUAUCACUGGCCGUUUGAUCCACCCCGCAUCCGGCAGAUCCUACCACAAGGAAUUCAACCCUCCCAAGACUCCCAUGAAGGAUGAUGCUACUGGCGAGCCUCUUAUCCAGCGCUCGGAUGAUAACGCCGAGACCUUGAAGAAGCGUUUGGACUCUUUCCACAAGCAGACCGGUCCCGUCGCCGACUACUACAAGAAGAAGGGUAUCUGGUACGGUGUUGACGCCGCUCAGUCCCCCAAGGCUGUCUGGGCUUCGCUCAGCGCUAUCUUUGACAAGACUCUCUAGAUGAGAAGUCCGUGAUUACGAAACUGUAAAUGUGAUUGAAUAUUCUUUUUUUUCCAUGUAUACAGCACACAUGCACAACACAUACACACAAUUUUUCCCCAUCCGUAGUAAACGGUACACACUAGACCGAUUUGUUCCAAAAAGAUCCUAUAAAGUUUGAUUUCGUUUUGCCUGUUA
This is a messenger RNA of Zychaea mexicana, 1003 nucleotides long. RefSeq names its product adenylate kinase-domain-containing protein. Lineage: Eukaryota; Fungi; Mucoromycota; Mucoromycetes; Mucorales; Lichtheimiaceae. The transcript is spliced from 4 exons. Gene Ontology annotation, biological process: ADP biosynthetic process. Gene Ontology annotation, cellular component: cytoplasm; mitochondrion. The coding region runs from base 59 to 826 and encodes 255 amino acids. Gene Ontology annotation, molecular function: AMP kinase activity; ATP binding. The record is from RefSeq and is a predicted model, not a curated record.